This is a messenger RNA of Penicillium malachiteum, 321 nucleotides long. RefSeq lists its product as uncharacterized. The transcript has 2 exons. The record is from RefSeq and is a predicted model, not a curated record. Lineage: Eukaryota; Fungi; Ascomycota; Eurotiomycetes; Eurotiales; Aspergillaceae. The coding region runs from base 1 to 321 and encodes 106 amino acids.
AUGGCGUUAAUCGCAUAUGAUUUCAAGCGCAAGACAAAGCAUAUGUUCGGGGAUACUGAACUUGGGUACACGGCUAUCGACUCAGCCAAGGAGACGAAGAAGUGUCAAGCGUUGGUUCGCAAAGGCUUGUUGGGACCUGAGCUGGCUCUUAGUUUCCAACCGUUCUGGCGAAGAUAUCUAUAUUCAUUCUUCAUGGAGGUCGUUCUGCCAAAGCUUUUUACAACGAUUCCGGGGCUGGUCUUCGUGAUUGAGAGGGAUUUUGUUCUUAGCUCUAACUACAAUGGACAUUUCAUGGGUUCAAUUACAAGUGAUAUUAUGUAA